Messenger RNA from Paramuricea clavata, 615 nucleotides. The record is from the annotation of a GenBank genome assembly. Lineage: Eukaryota; Metazoa; Cnidaria; Anthozoa; Malacalcyonacea; Plexauridae.
AUGAAAUCUGAAUCUGAUGAAGAAAUAUCUGCAGCUGUGAGGGAAGUAGAAGAGGCCGCAAAGGCACCGCAAAAGAAAGCUAAGUCUACCGCAAGAAAAACCGCAGAUAAGUCGCAGACUGAAAGUAAAAGAGACAAGCUUAUAGAGCUAUCCAGGGAUGGUGUAAUAGAGAAGUCCGCAAGUUUUAUAAGAAAGUCCAACAAGGAUGUUGUGGAUAGACUAUAUCAUGAAUAUGAAAGUCAGAGGAUGUCAUAUGCAAGUGACUUCUUAUCAACUCUUAUUAUCUCAAAGUUUGCAUCUAUAUUAGGAAGUUUAGGUGCAGUGGAAUCAUCAGAUAAGCUAUCAGAGGAACUACUUAGUGAUAAGCUUCUAAAGGAUGACGUAUCAUAUCUAACAAGAACAAUCUCACCAAACAUUCCGUUUAUAGGAUUAAUAUCAGGUGGCUGCACAACGGCUAAGCACGUCGUUGCUCACAAGUGGAAAAAGAAGGAGAAGCCUGAGGAGAUAUCCGAGGAAGCUAAACAUAUUCUAUUACAUAGUGAAGAAGAAUGUCUCAACUUGGAGAACCCUACAACUGGGGAAACGCUUGGGAAGGAACAGAAUUCGAAGCCAUAA